AUGUCAACAUUCAUUGAUACAAUAAAGGAAACAUCUCUUGAUAUUAUAUCAAAGGAGGCCUCCGAACCGCUAGGAUUGGUCAAAAAUUAUAUGGAUUUAGUUCUCAAGAAAUAUAAGGAAUCGUCAAAUACUAAAACCGCCAUCGAUGAAAUAUCAGUGGAUGGACUGGAUGCAAACCAAGUAUGGUGGCAAACUAAGAUGGUUGUUGAUAGUACUCAGGUAGAUUUAAUGAACGACAUUCAGGAGAUGAAGGCAAUUAUGAACCCAAAGAAUGAAGGCAUUACUGAUGAUAGCGAUGGUGAUUCAAUAGAGGAAAAGCAAAGCGAGGAAAGCGAAGAUGAAGGAUCAGAUGUUGAACUUAAUGAAGAGGAGGAGGAAGAGGAGGAGAAUGAAGAAGAUGUUAUAGACGCUGAUUUACAAAUUUCUAGCGAAUCGAAUGACGAGGCAUUCCCAGAAUCAGCACCAAAAUCUGAUCUAGAUGACGACAGUAAUGAGGGCACUAGCCCUGAAAUUGAUUCUGCAAAUGGUGUUGACGAUGCUUUUUUUAACCUAGAGGAAUUUAACAAACAAACUUUAGCACAGGAAGCAGCAAACCCAGAUGAACUGGACCAUAAUGGGGAAGAUGGAGAUGAGGAUAUAGAUUAUUUUGCUGAUAUACCCUCGGAGGAGGAUGAAGAGGCUAUAUAUUACGAUGAUUUCUUCGACAAACCAACAGAAAAAAAGAGAUUGACACAUUCAAAAGAUGAUGACUUGAGGGAAUUAGAUGAUGAAGACUAUGAUUCUGCCAUGAACUCAGCUAAGUUAGACUUAUUUGAAGAGGAUAACUAUGAGCAGGAUAACGCAGAAACUGAACUAGAAGGUGAACAGGUAGGACAAUCUAAACUCUCGACAUUCGAAAAACAGCAAUUGGAAAUCCAAAAGCAAAUCGAAAAACUAGAAGAUGAAGCUAUUGCGGAAAAGAAAUGGGCCUUAAAGGGUGAAGUGAAAGCUAAGGAUCGUCCAGAGGAUGCCUUAUUAACGGAAGAUCUCGAAUUUGAAAGGACAGCCAAGCCGGUCCCAGUAAUAACUGCAGAAAUUACAGAAUCACUUGAAGAUAUGAUUAGAAGAAGAAUUCAAGAUGAAAAAUUUGACGAUUUGGCAAAGAGAACGAUAAAUGACCUUUCUGAGAGACAGAGGAAGCCUAAAUUCGAACUAAGUGAUGCAAAGUCUUCAAAAUCUUUGGCUGAAUUAUAUGAAAAUGAUUAUAAUGGCAUCCCUGAUGAUUCUGAAAUUAGUGAGGAAUUACAGAAGGCUCAUGAAGAGAUUACUGAAAUGUUUACCAAUCUAAACUACAAACUUGAUGCUCUCUCGUCCGCACAUUUCGUACCAAGACCAGCACAAAAGGCAUUAGAAGUUAGAGUUGAGUCAGCUGCCGUGACUAUGGAGGAUGCUCAGCCAUUGACCAUGUCCUCAGCGUCUACUUUGGCUCCACAAGAAAUUUAUAAGGUUGGAAAAUCAGAUAACCAAAAUGAGAUUAGAUUGAAGAACGGUACCCUUUUGUCGAAGGAUGAGUUAACAAGAGAAGAUAAGAAUAGAUUGCGUAGAGCAAUGAAGAGAAGGAGAUCAAAGAAACAGUCUUCCGACUCUGUACAACCUAGUAAAAAGAACAAAAGAAACGAUGUUAUUGAAACGCUAUCAAAAGCCAAAAAUCUUACAGUCAUUAAUCAAAAAGGUGAGAAACAUGAUGUUAAAGGGAAUGUCAAGCGUGGGGAAACGUCAAACAAAGGGGGGAAUGUUAAGCUUUAG
Messenger RNA from Naumovozyma castellii, 1785 nucleotides. It is a transcript of the gene MPP10, whose product is annotated as rRNA-processing protein MPP10. The transcript has a single exon. NCBI's taxonomy places the organism in Eukaryota, Fungi, Ascomycota, Saccharomycetes, Saccharomycetales, Saccharomycetaceae. Bases 1 to 1785 code for a protein of 594 amino acids. The record is from RefSeq and is a predicted model, not a curated record.